AUGUGUUGUUCGUGGCUUUUCUGCCGUCGCCGGGUCGCGGACUCGGCUGAGGCCAAUGCUCCCUUUGAAGCCUAUGAGAAGGCGAAGCCGUCAGAAGAAGCAACGGAGGAAAAGCCGAAGUCACCGCCAGCACGGGUGACUCGUAACAAUCAGGCACGUGUGUCCACCGUAGGUGCAUACACCAAUGGGCACGGAGGUGACACGACCGGACGCAGAGGGGCAGAAAAUGUCCCGCCGCCGGUGCAGGCCACGGUGCAGCCGCCGAAUUCUAGAAUGACUCAGCAGAUGCCAAACUCAGGCGGUCGUACCCGCUCAGGUAGCACGCCGAGUGCCGCUUCCGUUAUCCAAAACCCUUACUCUAACAAACGGAUGCAUAACAAAGAGUUUAAUACCCCGCCAGUAACAUCAGCACGGCCUGCAGCAGUCUCCAGUAAUGUCUACAUACCACACCAGGUGGCGUCUGGGGCCGUGAGACGCUCCAACGUGGUAAAGGAAGUGGAGAGGCUUAAGGAGAAUCGCGAGAAACGACGGCAGAGACAGGCUGAGCUCAAGGAGGAGAAGGAAGCCCUAAUGAAUAUGGAUCCCGGUAAUCCGAACUGGGAGUUCCUAGCAAUGAUACGCGAAUACCAGAGUAGCAUUGAAUUCCGGCCGUUGUUAGGCAACGAGCCGGUUGAAGACCAUCAAAUCACAGUAUGCGUUAGGAAGAGGCCGCUUAACAAAAAGGAAGUUGGUAAGAAAGAGGUGGACGUAAUAAGUGUACCGACGAAGGAUCAAAUGAUAGUACACGAGCCGAAGAACAAAGUGGAUCUCACGAAAUACCUCGAGAACCAGAAAUUCCGCUUCGAUUAUGCGUUCGAUGAUUCUUGUACUAACGAAAUUGUUUAUAAAUAUACAGCAAAACCUCUAGUUCAGACAAUAUUUGAAGGCGGUAUGGCAACGUGCUUCGCGUACGGACAGACCGGGUCAGGGAAAACUCACACAAUGGGGGGAGAUUUUCAAGGCAAGCAGCAAGACUGCAAGAAGGGCAUAUACGCAAUGGCGGCGCGUGAUGUGUUCACAUACCUCAAGUCUCACAAGUACAAGCCGCUUAACCUCAUCGUCUCCGCUUCCUUCUUCGAGAUAUACUCCGGAAAAGUAUUCGACCUACUAGCGGACAAGGCGAAGUUACGAGUGCUAGAGGACGGCAAGCAGCAAGUGCAGAUAGUGGGUUUGACUGAGAAAGUUGUAGAUAAUGUUGAUGAAGUUCUCAAGCUUAUACAACACGGGAACUCUGCUAGGACUUCGGGACAGACUUCAGCCAAUUCAAACUCUUCCCGAUCGCACGCCGUGUUCCAAAUAAUAGUACGGUCUCCGGGAAUGCAUCGUGUGCACGGAAAAUUCUCUCUCAUCGAUCUCGCGGGUAACGAAAGGGGCGCCGACACAUCCUCCGCAAAUAGGCAGACACGUAUGGAAAGUGCCGAGAUCAAUAAAUCUCUUCUAGCAUUAAAGGAGUGUAUUCGCGCUCUCGGAAUGAAAGGCAAUAACCAUUUACCGUUCAGAGUCUCCAAACUAACACAGGUGCUUCGUGACAGUUUCAUUGGCGACAAAUCUCGUACUUGUAUGAUUGCUAUGAUCUCACCCGCCAUGUCGUCUUGUGAACACUCGCUCAAUACGCUGCGAUAUGCUGACAGAGUGAAAGAGCUCGGAACAUCUGAAGGCCCGAGACGCGGCGAGUCUCCUCUUGCGGAUGUCGAGAUGGAGCCUGAACACGACGAUCUCGCGCAUCUGCGGUCUCUUAAUGAAGGCGACAUGUCAGCUGAGAUGUACAACUUCCACGAAGCGAUAGACGAGCUUCAGCGUGCUGAAGAAGAAGUUUUGGACAAUCACAAGGCAAUCUCUGACUAUAUGCAGCAUACUCUGCAAAGAUGCAAUCAGCUGCUCGGUAUCACUAGAGACGUGGACUACGAUCAGGAUGCAUAUGCGACGCAGUGGGAGGAGCUUUUGAAUGAGCAAUUGGCCGUGUUGGCUCAAUCUCGUGACUUGGUCGCCGAAUUUCGCACCAAAAUGCAACAGGAGGAACAUAUAUCGCGACACAUUCAGCCCCCGCGCCAUCAGUAG
Pieris macdunnoughi is the source of this 2097-nucleotide messenger RNA. NCBI's taxonomy places the organism in Eukaryota, Metazoa, Arthropoda, Insecta, Lepidoptera, Pieridae. The record is from the annotation of a GenBank genome assembly.